CCGAUCGGUGCACCCUGCGUGUUGGAUAUUUUGUUGAAGAACCAUAUUUACUGUGUUAUCUUAAGAACGAAACGUUUAUAUCCUUGUUGAAAUAACAGAAGACCGAUUUAAGAACUUCGGUUAAUCACCGCCAAGGAUGCAAUGGCGUCGCCUUAUCCUUUCCUGAAACAUAAGCAAAUGCUGUGACGAUCGCAGAUAAUCCUACAACGGUUCAAUGUGACUUUUAAAUUGACACUCAAAGUAUACAAAGAAAUGGACAAUAAAAGAUUAAUGUUAUGAAUAUCGUCGAGUCUGUAGAUCGUGAAUUUGGAGAUCAAAGUCUGCGAGAAGCAGAUCAGGCAGGCUAGGCACUCUGGUGCUUUAGCGUGGGUAAUGGAUCCCGCUGGGCCGUGGUAUGCAUCGUACAAUCGUUUAGCCACUAGUGGUGCCGCUGGUACAUUCCAAACUACGAGUCCAACUACGAGCGGUGAUUUUGCAUCCCAUCACUUGCCCACGACUGUUACCCAAUCUGCUCCAUCGACAACGUCGCAGCUGCUUUUGCAAGCAGCACAUACAACGGCAACACUGGCAGGACAACCUUCGCCAUUUAAUCCUGGAGGGUUUCUAUCUCCACCUCCAGUCGGCUAUGACGUAUUUUCCCCCCUGUUUCAUCAUGCCAACCCUAAACAGGCACACUACGUUACACAGCAUAGACAAGCCCUGGUUCACGCUCAGGCAGUUGCUACGACAAAGCAAAACACUUCCACGGAAAAUGAAAUUUCAACACUUAGAGAGAAUUACAACUCUUCACAUCAGGCAACAUUCUUUGAGCACCAAGGCAAUGCCUCGUCACCAACAACGUCAAGUUUAGCAUGGACACAUCAAAACAAUUCCCAACUUCCUAGCCCUUUCGGCAUUUUACCACAUGAGACUGUCGUUCCAUCUUCACCAGGACCUCCUUCAUCCAAGUCUGGUGGUACUGCGUAUGAAAACACGUUCAAUGCCCACUUUGCCGCCGCUCAAACCUUGAACAAUCUAAAUUCGCAGCUUCCCUCUCCUGUAGUAACGGCAGCUGAAUUUAAAUCAUCCAACUAUACAGAGACUAAGAAAGUCACUAGUGUCAGGCCACAGUCUCCGGCUGUUACCAUAAAACCAGUGGUCUCUGUUCCAACGGCUAGCAGUACACAACCAUUUUUUCAACAAGGAGCUGCGUCAUUCGGAUCAGAACCUCUUUCUAGUAGUUACGCAGCUGCUAGUGGGAACCAAUCUUCUAACGCAAAGGUUCAAUCUUCCCUACAGCAUCAACAAUCUUGUAUUGUCUCUACAGCCAGCAAUACAUCCGGCAAGGAAUACAGGAUCCCACAACCUCCGAUAAGGUCGCCAUCGACAACUUCUAUUUUCUUGAAUACAAGUGCUGCAGUGAGAACGACACCUUCGCAAGUCCAGGAAAAACAAUCAGCAAGAAAUAGCAACUUUGCUUCCCCCCCCAGCAAGGGAGCUGCAGUAACUCCCCAAUCAAUUCAAACUAAAGCACAGACUAAAAUAUAUCCUGAACUAGGUAGCCAUGGUGAGCACAGGAGAACAGAACAAAAUGCUCACGAGAAUAGCCAGUCGUCACCGAUUAGCUUUUCUCUGAUUGAUUCUAGAGGGUUGAAUUACGCCAGCAAUAAUGCAACCAAUUGUAAUAAUGCGAACAGUAAAUUAGCCCCCAGUCAAAGAACACCUACCAAUAGUAAUAUUCAGCAGCAACACAGUCAACAACAAUUCCAUGCAUUAAAUCAACAGCAACAACAGCAGCAGCAGCAGCAACAACAACAGCAGCAACAACAGCAACAACAGCAGCAGCAACAGCAGCAAGCAACACCUUACAGACAUUAUUCUACGAGCUCUACAAGCGAUUCCGAAUAUCAUCAUACUGGGAGAUCAAAGUCUACGACUUCCACAGACUCUGCAUAUUCAUCAAAUAAUUCUACGCAAAAUGGCCCUGACUGUGCCGUCGUUGUACCACGGAGGCCUAGUCCUCUGCAAGCACAUUCACAGGCCAGUCCUCUGGGUCAUGUGCCGAGUCCUGCUUAUCCGAUGUAUAAUAGCCCUAUGGCAACAAUGUCUUCUCCAUCUCCUUUACAGCAGCAUGGAGAGCCUAGUGGAAGUCAAUGUACUAGCGGGUCACAGUUCAAAGCAACCGUUCAACAGGUCACACCUCCCUCUCCAUUGGAUGUUACCGUUCCCAGACCAGCAUCUCAAAAUCAGGUCGCAUAUUCUUCGGUGAUUACUAGGGCAUUAGGAACAACGGAGAAUAACAAGGCCAGUUACAACACGGAGAACAGAAACUAUGAAAGGCAGCAGGAAUUUAGCCAGAAUCAAAAACAGCAGGUUUGUUGGGAAAAUGAUAAUAGACAGACAAAUGCCAAUAGAAAAUUUCCAGUUACAACUUACCAAGCUAGUAACGCAGAUAUGAGUACGCAAAAUUUACCUAUUCAACAACAGGCGCAGAGAGUUUUAAAUAUUUCUGAACGGCAACAGGCUUAUUUUGAUUCAAGCCAAGUUACUUUACAGGAUCUAAGCAGCUGUAGGGGUGAUCCUAUGAGCAUUGUUAAAAAUUUACAGACCUUGCAGCAGAGCUCAUGUCAGAUACAGCAACAAGCUUCUACUCCUAAUCCGGCCGAGCAGCAGAAACAGGUUGAAGAAAGGCGGAAAGUUGAUACUGUAAGUAAGAAGAGGAAAAAUGCUGAGAAAGGGACGCAUGGGUCAUCACUUAAUGAUUUGGCAGGAGCGGCAGCUAUGACAGAGUAUUUAAGUAGAAUACCACCUCCUGCUCAUCAUAACGCUAAUCAGCAGCAACAAAAUGGUUAUUUUGAUUUUGACAGGUGGAAUAUUCCUCCACCACCGUCAAAAAUUUUUCCUUCGACUUCGGGAACUUUUACUUCUCAAACGACGUUGCAUCACUCUAAUAACUUUGUUAGUAAUCCUGCACAUCAACAUCAGUCUUUGAUGGUUACCCAUCAUCAUGCUCCCCCGCCGAUACCAUAUUUUCCGGCAUUUCACAUACCACCCGGGCACCAUGCUCAUCAUUCGCACGAGUUUCAAUCAUCAGUUGAAAUACCUUCUACUGCUUAUGGCGAGAAUUCAGUAAACCAUGCAAAUUACAAUCAAGAUGCGAGAGACGAUCAGCCCAAGGUCAUAGUUCCAAAUAUCGAAGAAGAAUUAGGAUUUCUUCAACAAAAUCAAGAACCUGUCCAGACUUUUAAUCGAAUUAACAAAGACUCCAAGGGACCGGGUAGCGGCAAAGAUCCUAAUUCUGGUUUCAUGACUAGUUAUCUCAAGUUUUUACAAGGUGAAAGAGAUCCAUCUCCUCCACCUGCGAUUCGUGGUGGCAGAAAGGCAACAUGGAACAGGUCAAAGCCUUACAUUCCACCGGAACCACAUAAAUCAGCAUCAAUUGAAAAUUCAACUCGAGCAUCUACAAAUGGAGUCAACACUCAGCCUCAAGAAAAAAUAGUCCAACCAACCUCCAAGAACACCACAAUUGACUAUGCUAACGAUCCAAGAUACUUUCCUUUACCUAAGGAGAGAAAAAAGCAAAACUUUGAUUCGAGCGAUGAUGGGUUUACAAGUGAUGAUGACUUUUCAUUUCCUCCUAAAAAAAGUGAAAAGAAAUGUGUGGAAUAUACUAUCACCAAAUCGGAAGGAAAGCCUCGGAAAGGCAGACCAAUAAAACCUGGUGGACCAACGGAUAGAAAAAGAAAAGCUGCAGCGGCUGCAGCCGAGGCUGCUGCAACUGCUGCUGCAACUGCUGUUGCUGAAAAGAAUGCAAAAAAAAUGGAAGAAGUGGAUCCCUUAUUGCUACCUCCGAGACGUGAGACGUCUAGAAGAAAAGCAAAGGAGAAAACAUCGGUGAAACAAUUUCUUGAUCGGCAGCAGGGCAUUGAUUACUUUGACAACGAUGAAGAACUCGGUGAUUCUGACUCUGAUCCAGCAUGGACACCUGCUGUUAAAUUGGUAGGAGAGGAGGAGGAAAAAAAAAAGAAAAGAAGUAGACCUGUUAUAACGAAGAAAACGAGAAGAAUUAUCGACGAGGAUGGAUAUUCAUCAGGAGAUAUUGCUGUACAGAGAAAAGCAUCGAGAAAAAAGCAAGGCGCUGUUGGCAAACAUUCUAGCAAUGCAACAAGAGCCUUGACUAAACUAGAAGAUAAAGUAAUCCCAGUUAACAGUGAUGAUGAUUUGGAUAUUUCACCAUUCAAGUCUGGCGAAUUCGUGGUAAUUAAAUCGGAUUUGGAUGAAGACUUUCCUGCCCUUUGGAGAAUAGAUGGCAAGACGCUACUUCAGAAAUACGAGCCUUUCAAAUCUAAUGGGAAAACUUUGUACAGAAACAUAUCUACGUAUUCUGGCUGGGCACCUCAAAAUCGUCACAUAUACCAACAAGUUCCAAUAAAGUUCUGGCAACAAGGCAAAAUGGAAACCGUCGUAGAAUUUCUACGUGACGAAAUGAUUAUCGACGAUAGCGAACAUAUAGUCAAAUCGAUGAAAGAUACGGAAAAAUAUCAGGACAACUUCGAAGUGUACAUACAAACGCUCAUUUCUCAAGCCCUGGAUUCGAAUUUUCUCACUGAAAUAUUUCAAGAACAAGAUGAUUAUUUCCUGUCCAAUGUGAAAACAGUUGAUGAAGUAACUGAAGAAAGAAAACGUCGACUUUUGGCUACCACAAAAUGGAAACCUAACAUUGUAACAGCAAUAUCCACAUGGCCAUGCCUGAAUAUCCUUAAAGACCUUACAGCGCCUGAAUUUAAAGGAAAACAAUGUACCGGUUGUCAGCAGCAGAAAAUUCACGCCAGAGUUCUGUUGUAUGGUCAACCGUACAACGGUACUACUCUCGAAGGCUCCCCUCCAGACCCUAGAAUCCCUCAAGAGAAGGAUUUUCUUCUAUGUCGAAUAUGUCAAGGGAAGGUAGCUUUGUACAAUAAGGUGGCGCAUCAAAAGUAUCUAAUGUUCUUGGAGUGUGCCAAGCGAGUAGCUGAUAAGCGACUUGCGGAUCCGCAUAAGGAUACAACUAUUAUACUUAAUGAGUUACUUGCUGACGAAACUUGGCUCAAUCAGUUGUUCAAAGAAGUUCGAGGCAUCUGGGCAGAAAUUGAUAGCAUGGAACAACAAACUAAAGCAAAAGUAAAUUCUCGAGUGAAGUCAACAACUCCAAGUUUGGAAAUUGACUCUUUAACGCAUACUUCGUCGACGCUGGUAAAUGCAGGACCUGCUGCCACCCCUAUUUCACAGGUGCCUACUGAAAGUAAUCCAUUGAUAAUGGUUAAUCAUACCCAAAUGAAUUUUGAGCCGUCUUAGUUCUUUUAUGACAAUUUUCACGAUCAAUGAUGACCGAAUGAGUUGUAAAAAUAUGGGUUGUUUCACCCAGUGAUAAAAUAAACACGUGAAAAGAGUAUAUAUAUAUAUCUCUACAAGAAAAACGGUUUCUCUGUAGACGUCGGACUGUCUUGAUCUUACGAAUUGUAGUAACAACAUUAAUAACAGAAAAUCAUCAUAGACAUAGGAAUACGACGAUCUUUAAUUUUAGUUGUGAAUUAUAUUCGUAGGUAAUAAUUCGUAAUUCGUAGCAAUAGUAAUAACUUACACCCGCACACACUGUUCAUCUGUAACAUACUCACCCGUGACAUAGAUGAUUGAAAAUCAUGCCCAAAUUUUGCCACUACUUUAACGUUAUCUAUUGAAAAUUAUCAUAUUCGUGUGAAUAUAGAGAUAGUUGUAGAAUUUAUAUCGCGUCUAGGUUUCGGACAAAGUUAAAUUAGAAUUUGCUAAAGUCUGAGUGUGCAAGUGAGAUAGAUAUUUUAGAAAUAUUCGUGAAAAGUGAAAGUGUGAGAAAUUUAACAAUUAACUGACUUUACUGUGUAAUAUACUCAUAUACAUCACGUUGUGCUAAAGCGUCAAAGGUUGAUACUGGUGACAGAUGAAAUCAACAAUGUUUUCUGUUAGGCUUACUUUCAACUUAUAGUUGUCCUGAAAUGAUAAUGCUGAACUUUGUCAAAUUUUUUUUUCAUUAGCGAUAACGGUUAGUCAGCCAUCCAAGAUGUUGAGCGAGAACGUUUGCCUAUUUCCAUCAACGAAAAUCUUUUCUAAAUAGUAAACAAUAUAAGCCUGACGAUACUUAUAACGCUGUCGUGGCUUCUAUAAAACUGAAACAGAGAAUGCUUCUAAAUUCAAGUGCCACAAAAUAUUGUUGUGAAAUUUGAAUUGACUAUUAACGUCUAUUGUUUGAACGAAUUACUGAUCACGGGAUGAUGAGACCUAAUAUGUAAUUCCUAUUUAACUUAUUGUUAAUAAUGGUGAAUUACCGAAAGGAAUGAAAUUCUAAAUAACGAUACAUCUGGGGAACUCAAUUGGAUACCUUAUGCCAGAGUGAAUUGGCUAUUUACAAUAUGUAAGAUGUGAGAAUUUUUACUUUUGUACGAUGUCAUGUUUCAAUUUUUAAAUACGUAUUUAUUUGGAAAAUCUUGUCCCGCGACUGUGAUAAACAGAUAAAUGGAGAAGGGCAUAAUAAUAUUUGCACUUCUGGCACAGUUUCAGAUGUGUAUAAAAUGAAAUUUAUCUAGCUUAGGAUGUAAAGUUUGUAAUUCAAUUUGCCAUUGGACCAUCCAAUUAUUAUGAACACAAAUAACGUCGUGGUUCACGUACUGUCUCUCAUUGAUUAUCUGCAUUUUUCAUUCUUCUGAAAAAACGAUUCUUACUUCCAGCCAUAAUAUAUGUAUGUAUGAAAAUUCCAAUUAAAUAACAGUUUCUUCUGCUUGAACAAAGGACUCAAAGUUGUUAGCUGUAAAAUCUAUGCACAUUCAAAACCAGUAACCGAAAAUUAUCGUACAUUCAUACGUAUGCAAAACAGUUGUUUGAAAUUCGUGGUAUUUAAUUAUCAUAUUUUGCAAGUAGUAAUUUUUAGUUGAAAAUAUAGUUGAAAAUCAUCUGCAAUUUAACCCUAAUCGUUCACACCUCGGUAAAGUAAUCACAAAUUCAAUUGUGCAGAAAAAAAAACGAGGAGUUUGAAAAAUAUUUGGGGUGAAAUUCACCCAGAGUGACCAAUUAGGGUUAAGCUAGUAAACUAAUCCAUGUCGACAUUUCGAAAAGCCACUUUUGGAAUAAUUUAUUUGCCGUAAUGUAAUAGUUUAUUUAAUUGCUUUUGUGUACAUAAAAAUUAUGAGAAUAUGUAUAUCGACAGAAAUCGCGUGUUUAGUCAAGUGCGACGCUGCAAGUUACUUGCUAAAGUCACAAAAAUCGUAUAACGGUUACUAACAUCAAAAAUUCCUGCUAGUUCUUUAUGUAUCUUUAUAUCAAAUCAAUUUAAAAAAUGAAUCAAAUACGGAAAUGUACAAACUCAUAAGUUUGAAGUAAAAUAUCAAUUUGUUUUGGAGAAAGCGAGGGUAUAUAAUGACUAGAUAAGUAGGAGAGUAAAUUACUGGCGUUUUAUCAUUCAACGAUUGAAAAUUAGUUAAGAUUAUCGUUAUUUUCAUUAUUAUUAUUAUCAUCACUCGUGAAUAUCAAAAUUAAUUUUCAUGGCAAUUUAAAAAAAAAAUAUGGUUUCUACCGUACGAUUGUAAACAUCACAUUUACACAAUUUAGAAUCUAUACUUAAUAUCUUUAUUUCAUCAUCCACCAUUUCGGAGCAUUGAUAAAUAGUUUCGUAACGUUUAAUGUUAAGUUGCAAUAGCUCUUAGAUAUACUUUCCAGUAGAUGAUAAACAUUUAGUAAUAAUACCAUAACUGCUGAUAGUUUGCUGUACAUUAAAAAUCACUACAUUUUAAUUGGCAAUAUUGCUACAUAUUGUUUAAACGUUCGAAGUGUUUAAGUUUUCAUUUGUUUCUACGUUUAUUAGGAAUUAUAUUGGUAAAGACAAGUGGUGAUAUGUGUGUGUGGCGAGAAUGUAUUUUUUGAGAAGAUGUAUCAAAUUAUAUUUGUAAAUUGUAAAGAUAUAAUAGCGAUAGGUGGCUACAAUUAAUGAAAUUGGCUGUCAAGUUUCAAUACCUUUUUCUUCUUAUUUUUAUCAUUAUUAUGACAAAUUGAAAUUACUAUACGAAUACUUUUCAUAAAUAUUACGUAAUUGAUUUGUACUGUAAAUUAUCGAAUCAAUUAUGGACUUUGAACGUUAUAAAUGCGGGCAUUUGGACAUUAACAUCACAAUAAUAAAAAGUACAGUAUGCAAGUGAAAAAUUUUUAUUUUCGAAAAUGUGCCAUAUCACAUAAUGGUGGUAUUAUGUUUCAAGAACUCAACGGUCAUAGCGCCAAACGUCUUAGACAAGGGUGUGAAAUGAUAAUCAUGAAGUUUGAAAUUGUUGUAUAAAAAUUAUUAUAUAAACUUCUUGGCGUGAUGUAAAUCUUGAUACAUAUUAUCUAUCUGAUGCAGCUCACUUAUUAUCAAAACUAUUAAUAUUAUUGUUAUAUUAUAUUAUUUUGGCAAAAUGGCAAAUGUAUUGUUUAUUACUUUAAAUGUAAAUUUCUAAUCUGUUUUUAAUUUCCGACUUACUGAGUAUUUUGUAUGUUUUUCACCCAUCGCAAUACAAAGUUUAGUGUUUUCAGUAAUGUGAAAAACAAUAUCAACAUAUGCAUAUUAGGAUUGUUCUUAUUUGGGAGUAGGAAAGGUUUUUCUUGCCUUCCCAGAUCUGUUCCAAAUCACGGGGAAAAAAUUGUCUAUAGUAUCAAGCCGCCACGUCCAUUGAAACACGUGCCUAGUUUUCCCAUUCAACCCAUGAUGAUAAGUAAAUGCAAAGAAAUCUGGUGAAUAUGAAUAUUUUUUUUGUGUCAAAUACAAAUUAUUAUACAAAAAUAUAAACGAGAGCUUUAAUUUUUUUUUCAAUACGUUCUUGUUUGAUUUUUCCUAAAUAAUACGAUACUGAACAGAAAAGAAUGUUUGACUGAGAAUAACUUGUAUUAUUUUAAGUAAGAAUUGGAAUUUUGCAAAAAAAUUUAAAGAUCAUUUUUAUAGAAUUUUUUUGAUCUACUGGAAAAUCAAUGCCGAGUAAGAUAUUUUUUUUUUUUUUUACCUAAAUGGGAAAAUUCAAACUCGUUGAAAGACGUGUUCCAGUUGACGUAGUAGCUUGAAACUUUACACACAUUCUUUUCGAGUGAUUUGAAACACGCAUUUGGGGGGGGGGGGGGGGGGGCAAUGAAAAUUUAUCCGAACCCCAAAUAAGGACCACCUGUAUAUACAUGUAUGUAUAUGUAUAUACAUAUUAUAUGAGCGUUUGUUUAAUUUCGCGGAUUUUUUAAUUUCAUCAAUUCCCACCCUUAAAUCGGCUGAAAAUAAUUUCUUUUAAAUUACGAAGGCGCAGUUUCUUAUCUCAAUGCGAACCUAUGCCAGUGGGAUGGUUUUUUUUUGUCAUUAAAAAUAGAUGUAUAUAUACUAUAUUAUAGUAUACAUGUACAUACGUACACAUACGUGUAUGUACAUGUAUUUUGACAAAAUAUUCUUCCGUAACUUAUGUUUUUAUUAAUCAAUUUUCAAUAAAAUUUGAAAAAUAUUAAAUGUAGUUCUACACAAUUUCUCAGCAUAACUAAGAAAUAUACAUGUAACUCCGGUUUUUCCUACCAAGAAUUUAAAUCCGGAAUCAAAUCUAUUUGAAAGUGAACUAUCAUUCAAUUCUUUUCGAUGCCCGCAACGUCGAAAUUUAUCUCGUGCAGAAGUUCAUCUGCGUUGCUACCACACGAAAUCAAAAGUGAAAGAUAUUCCUUAUACUUUGUCAGGUUGCAGUAUGUAGUGAAAACCGCAUCCGAUUUUUUGCGUAGAUAAAUCUAACUAUUUUGAAUGUGUAAGAUUUUUCGUUUUCGCAUUGUCAUUUCACGCGAACUAUGGCUGAGAAUAAAAUAGUGGUUAACUUUCUACUACUAGUAAUAAACGAGAUACUUAGAUUGUUUCCGUUAAAAAUGAGCGCCUAAACUAAUGUUGGUAAUAGAAGUUACAUCGGAAAUAUUUGGGAUGCAUCGGAAAUACGAACUGAAGCAAUUUCGACGUAAUUUUUGUUACGAACAUCAAAAUCAAUUAGCAGGCUACAAUCCUCAUAUUUAUCAACAGACCCUUGAUACGUCAUGUAAAAAUCGAAUUGGCCACGUGCCAAGAAAGAUUACUAAUCGGGGAAAUAUUUCACCUCAAAAAAGAUACUCUGCUAAGCCGCCUGGGAUGGGAUAUUUCUCCGAUCAAAAAUUUUACACAUUUCAAUCCGAUUUUAGCAGGAUUUAUCAAGGCUUUAUUGACGAUUUCGAAAAUGAUAGCAGAAAUCGCUUCAAAUGUUGAUGAAAAAAGUUUCAUUAGAAAUACAAAAGAUUUGAUAAGUUGAAACCGACAAAAGAUUUGAUCAACUGAAACAGUCAAAAGCUUCGAUUAGCUGGAAUAGACGAAAGGUAUGAUUAAUUGAAACAGUUAAAGUUUGUUUUGCUGAAACAGACAAAGGUUUGAUUAACUGCACAGACUUGAUUAGUUAAAACAGACGAAGUUACGAUUUGCACAAUGACGAAAGUCCGUGGACCGGCAAAAACUAUGUCGAGCCCAACGUCAACAUUCAUGAAAAUAGUCUUCUACUCCAUCAUUUCUAUGAUUGAAGAAAAGAUUAUAAAUUUUUUGAAUCGACUUUAUUCUUCUACCUGGAAUUAUUGAAAUAAAUAUUUUGUUCGAAUGAAGACGCAAUAUUUCUCGGUAUGCUUGAAAAAAAAAAUCAGUUCGUUGCCCUGAAUCAAAAGACAAUACAAUCAUUAAAAAAAUACUUUUGUACACCUC
This is a messenger RNA of Neodiprion fabricii, 10738 nucleotides long. RefSeq lists its product as uncharacterized. Bases 373 to 5313 code for a protein of 1646 amino acids. NCBI's taxonomy places the organism in Eukaryota, Metazoa, Arthropoda, Insecta, Hymenoptera, Diprionidae. The transcript has 9 exons. The record is from RefSeq and is a predicted model, not a curated record. Gene Ontology annotation, cellular component: nucleus.